UAAGCUAUUUCUGAACAUUUGAAGUAGAGCUUGCAAUUCUCGCAAUUCAUCUGGUAUUCGGAGGAGUUUCCCUAAUAUGAGUUUUCUUUCUUAAGCGUGUUUGUUCUGACAAAUCGAAAAUAACCAAAACAUUUUUUACACGGGUGAAUGCUGCAUGCACCGGCCGCACAAACGUAAUAAAAGCAAUAACAGUGAUUGCGUUUUUAAUAGAUUUAAAACAAUUAUAACAUCAUGAAUACGGCCAGGUUUAGACUUUUGAUAAACAGAUCAAAAUACUUUCCACGUUUAUACACCACAGAUGCAGGUUUUGGCAAUUUACACGAGGCCACUAAGUUUUAUUCACCGCUAUUCAAUAUGAACGAUUCUACCAUGUAUAAAUACCUCGCUAAACACAGCUUUCUGAUGGAUUUGAGCCCGACUGAUAUAAAAAGAAAAGUUAGCUACCUAAAAUAUAUAAAUGCAGACAAUAGUGAAAUACUAGCAUAUCCCAAGCUGUUAACACUUCAUUUGAUCACGAUAGAAAAUCGUACAACAAUAUUGAGAGAAUGUGGUUUAGUAGAGACAUUGAAUUUACUUACAAUAUCUAAGUACAUCACAAUUAUAAAAAAGACAAUUGAUACUCUCAAAAAGAACAAACUUAUUCCAGCAGAUUUGGAUAUGGUGGAGCAACUUAAAAAACAGUUUGAUACUGGAGUAUUCCCCGACAUAAAAUCUUCUGCCGAUUUAGAGCUACAAUCCUUAAGAGAAUUAUUUAUGGAUACGUUUUUGCGCCAAAGGCUCAGUCUUAAUGAUCAAGAGAGUGCUAAGCUAUGGAAAUCAUACUCUAAAAUAAAACAUAAAAGUUUUGGACACACACAACGAGUAUUGGAUAUUCUACAACACGACUAUAAAUUUAGCAGAGAUAAAAUAGUGGCGAACUUCUUUCUUCUCUACGCCGAUCCGGAAAAUUUGUUACGUUUUCCAAACACCGUACCGAAAAUAGCAGACGUCAGUAUUCGGGAGCUGGUAUUGAAACAACCAAAAAUUCUGAUGGUUCCCUGUGAUAACGUGAAAGAAAUACAAACUCUUCUUCAAGAACAUGGAAUUGCCGAAGCGGGAGUAUUGAAAUUUUCAUCUAUUCUAACGCUGGCUCCUGCAUCAAUUCUAGCCAGAAUUCAGCAACUUCGUAAAACAAAAGAAUUCGAAGUCUUAUCUAACCAUCCAAGGAUAGUCAAGCUAAUAGCUUUCCAGAAAAAGGCUAUCGUUAGGUUGGAUUUCCUUCAUCAACUCAAAGUGCGCUGCGCAUCUUUAAACGUGCUAUCAAGUCAUUCACAGUGCUUUGAAAAAUACGUUAGGGAUGGUUAUGAUCGAACGAAGGGAAAAGAUGUUGCUCACUAUUUAAACGAAAUAUUCGAUAGGAAUGAUGAUGACGCUCUCCAACGUUUGAAACGUCACCAGAACUGGUAUCAUGUUCCGAUAGUGCAAAUGCAGGAAUCGUUGGAAUACCUCAAAUCGAAAAGCUUUAAAAUAGAUCACAUUUACGAGAAUAUGUACCUUUUGUUAUACCCCGUGACACGAAUAAGCGAAAAAUUGGAAAAAUUAAUUGCUUGCAAGUAUCAACAAGAACCAUACGAAGAUCUGGGUAUUGAGCUGUCGAAUGUUACUCCAGAACAGAUGCUGUCGCUGUGUUUGUAUUUGGUGGAAUUGGAUUUUCAUUUCACUGGUGAUGGAGUUUGGCCAGAUCAGAUCCAGCAGAGUGAUGCAACAACUACUACGAACAUCGAUAUGCCGCAGACAUUGAAGAAAGAAUAUAAAUACGGCAAAAAAGCUCCAAAAAGCACUAUUUCAGAUUAACACUUUCUAUUAAUGUUAAUUAAAUUUAAAAAUAGCUUAAAUGGAUGUUUCGGAUCAAUAACAUUAUUGUUUGGGAAAUGAUCGGUAAACUAUAUUCCGUACAGAAAUCGAAUGCAGGCGGAAUCUUUUGAUUUUUCAUAUUUUGAAAAAAAUAUGUAUGUACUUACCAAAUUUUUCUUCAUCCUUCGUCUAGUAAACUAAAUACGCGACCCAGAAGUUGAGCUGCGCGUGUUAGUACUCUUGCUGCUUCGAGAGCUUCGCUUGUUGACGCUGCUACCUGCGGUGGCUGUUGGAACCGUAAGUACUGCGGGAGUCGAACGUGUUUCUAUCUCUUUUUCGCGCAUUGGAGUAGAUACGGCGGGUUUAAUGACUGCAGGUAGUAGCUGCUGGUGUUGCCUCGUUAUCACAUCCUGCAAGCUAGCCUCGAUAAGGGUAGUGCUUUCAUUGAGCAAAACACGAGCUGCUGUUGGAGAACAAAUAUCUACUCUAUUGAGCAUGACUGCAUUCGUACAUAUAAGCAUUAGUUCGCGCUGAUAUUCCGCCGUGCUACGAAUGGUUCCGUUUUCGAUGUUUUUCUUUAUUAUUGACAAAUCCAUUGGGCGAUAGAUAAGUUCCGAGAUAUGUUCUUCGGGUAAUGGUUUUGUAAAACCUGAUGCA
Molecule: messenger RNA, 2490 nt
Organism: Uranotaenia lowii
Lineage: Eukaryota; Metazoa; Arthropoda; Insecta; Diptera; Culicidae
Gene: mTerf5
Product: transcription termination factor 5, mitochondrial
Exons: 4
Coding region: 232-1833 (533 amino acids)
Biological process (GO): regulation of DNA-templated transcription; termination of mitochondrial transcription
Cellular component (GO): mitochondrial matrix
Molecular function (GO): double-stranded DNA binding
Source: RefSeq, a predicted model, not a curated record